Labrus bergylta (ballan wrasse) is the source of this 3299-nucleotide messenger RNA. NCBI's taxonomy places the organism in Eukaryota, Metazoa, Chordata, Actinopteri, Labriformes, Labridae. The record is from RefSeq and is a predicted model, not a curated record.
UCUGUGUCUGCAGUGGGAGCUGGUGAGGUGUGUAACUUUGUCGCCUACAUGUUUGCUCCUGCCACCCUGGUAACUCCUCUUGGCGCUCUGAGUGUCCUCAUCAGUGCAGUUCUGUCGUCCCACCUGUUGGGGGAGAUGUUGAACGUUGUGGGGAAGCUUGGUUGUUUGCUCUGCAUACUGGGAAGCAUCUUACUGGUUAUCCACGCCCCACAGGAACGGGAAGUGACAUCACUAGAGGACAUGACCAACAAGUUGCUGGAGCCUGGUUUCCUGGUGUACAUGUCGGUGGUGUUGGUGCUGUGUGCUGUGCUCGUGCUGUAUUUCUCUCCACGGGUCGGUCGCUCCAACAUCCUCAUUUACAUCAGCAUCUGCUCGCUGCUCGGAGCCUUUACCGUCUCCUCUGUGAAGGGCCUCGCCAUCGUCAUCAACACCGUGUUUUAUGAUAUUGCAGUGCUCGCUAAUCCCCUUACCUGGAUCCUGUUGCUAACUCUUGUUGUCUCCAUAAUAACACAGGUGAACUACCUGAACAUCCUGGACACCUUCAACACCCUGCUGGUAUACCCCAUCUACUAUGUCCUCUUCACCUCUGUGGUUCUGUGCUCCUCCAUCAUUCUUUUCCAGGAGUGGAGGAGCAUGGCCAUCGUGGAUGUGGUCACCACGCUGGGAGCCUUUGUUGUCAUUGUGGUGGGCGUGGCCAUGCUCCACUUCUUCAGAGACCUGCAGGUAACGAUGAAAGAGCUGACCAAUCAGCUGACCCUCACGGUCGAGAGGGAGGAGCUUGCAGGCGAGGUUUCUGCCAAUGUACAACCAGGAGGAGCUGCAGGAGUAGCUGCAGGAGGAGGAGGAGGAAGAAGUAGAAACACAAAAGAAGAUAAAUAUGGACUGAUGGACAACAUGAUGAUAGAGAGUCUUCCUCCGAUGAGAGAGGAUGGACCCAGAGUCUUCAUCAUCAGCUGAAAGAAAUGUGAAGAAGAAACAGAGACACAGGUUUGUGUUUCCUCACUGGAUUUCUAGUUCAGACUGAUCUGAGGUGGAGUCCUGACUCUGACUGAUGCUGUGCAGUAAUUUAAAGGUCCAGUCCUCUAGUUUGACGACGUUACAUUUUAUCACUGAGGUCCAUCAACUUUUCAAAGACUUUUCAUCACUUCAUGUCUGUUGCAUCUUAAGAAAAAGCAAUGACCAGCUUUUUAAAUGUUAAACAUUUUAGAUUCUUCAAUUUAUUUUUAUGGAGUACCUUUUUCCACAAAUACAUAGUAAGACCUAAGGGAAAAAAAUAGACGCAGAAGUAUAAAAUAUGUUCACUAAUGUUCUUUGAUUAUAUUUCUGUUGACUACUUUAAAAUGAAAAUAACAACCAAUAAAUCACACAUCAAAACAUAAAUAAGGUCAACAAUUUAAAAUAAACAUGUACACCUGCUGUGUUAAAACCAGUGACUAAAAGACUCCUUAAGGCAAAGACGUUGUGUACACAUUUACAUUUUAGAAUAAACAGUAAAUACAAACAAUAAUGUCUAAAACCUGUUGACUGACAACUAAUUGAAUUAGUAUUUAUGAUUAUUAUCAUUAUUGAUCGUGAAGGUUGAUAUAUCAGGUCUCAAAAGGCUACAGUGUUCAAGGAAGAGUUCAGUAAGAAGAAUUAAAAAGUUAGAAGACAGUAAAAACAUGAAAAUUAACAAAAUGAAGAAUUCCCAGUUAAAACAAAUCAUUUCAAAAACACAACAAUAACAAUAAGUAUGGACUGUCAAUUUCCAAAAUAAUAUUAUCAAGUUGAUUACAUUUUCCACAUAUCGCACUCAUAUGAGUAAGCUCCUUUUAAAAUGAGAAAUAUUGUUAAAUUUGAUUUAAAAAUGCUAAAAGAGCUACAAAGUGAUGUCAAAGACAGAAUUAGAGAAGAACAGCUUAAAAGUUAUAAAAAUGACUACAAAGAAACAAAAUACUAAAAAUGAAAAAUCUCUUGUAAAGACUCAAACUAUAUCGAUGUCCUGAUGCCACCUGAUACCUUCUUCUUCUGGAGAUUAGUUGUAAAUAAGUAAUGAGCUGUAUUUUGAAGUGUCUCACAAACAGGUAGAAGUGUAACUGUCAGCAGGGUGGAUGACAGUGCAUGUUGGGGGGGGGGGGGGGGUGUCUCUCUUCCCUUCUCCCACAUGGUUGCAGGGAUAGGACAGGGAAAAAAUGUAUGACUUCACUCUCUUUUCAGGAAGUCUUUUCUCCACAAUGUAUUUACUAGGGCUGUCAGCAUUAAUGCAUUUAUUGCCAAUAAUUAAGGUCUGAAAUUAAUGCUUUUAAUUAUUUUUUUCGCGUUCAUUGAAUGCUAUUUUGAGCCUUUAGACACACCGUACAACUGCUGAGCCUCUGAAUGAAUGUCUCAUUUCACUUUAAUACAAACAAACUGCGUUACAGCUUAGUUGAGGAGUCAAAAGUAAUAUCCACCUUUAUGACAUCAAACAUUCUCUUUUACUGUUCCCUUUAGUGGUUUUAAUUUAGUUUUCAAUCUGUAACAAGUCCCUUUUUCUGUGGUUAAUUAUUUUAUUUAUUUAAUUUGUGACAUUAAAUGAAUGGAACAAAAUAUUUAAUUGUCAACUGGUUCAAACUAGAGGCCGUAAAAUCAAACAGAUAUGGGAAUUGGAAUAGAUUACUGUCUAUGAAGGAAACGUAUUAUCAGGCAUGCACACUUGUUGUUAGACUGUAAGACUGUGGUGCAGAGUGAGAUAUCUGUACUUGAUGUGUUUUUGUGAUGUUCUUAUUUUUCUGCAGAUUAAACUAGGGUUGUCAGUUUUAGAUUUGGAGUCUAUUUUAGGAAAAAUCAAUCAAUGCAUUCUUAGACACCAUGGCAACAAAAAUAGAAAUCCUAUAGGUACCCAAUAUUGGGUCAGUUCUUGUUUUUAAUUACCAACAAUUGGAGGCAAACUCCUGCACAUUGUCUCAAUUGCUCCAGACUUAACUUCUCUCUGCUGACGGCUGGAGUCUAUGAAGCAGCCAGAUGACAUUAACACACACUGAUCAUCAUUCAGUUUUACCGUUUUAUCUUGCAGCAAAGGGAAACGGAAAAAACAUAUACUGUACAAUACAUCGCAUGAGGUGAAUAAUAAAACUCAUAAAACAACUAAUCUGAAACCCAAACAAUUGGGACCACUGUUUCCAGUUUCCAAUGUGUGACACUGACAAGUUGUGUACACACUGAAUGAUGAUCAAUGGACUGUGUGCAUGUAUAAUGUGUUUGUGUUUCUGUUGCUGAAAACUUUUUGUCUAUGAAGCUCAGAGGAAGAACCUAAAUAAAGACUCACUUUGUUCUUAAUUAAA